AUGUCAUUGAGAGCUAUUGAGUUGUGCCCAGCCGUGUGUCCAACCGCAGUUAAACCAACAUGUCAAGUAGGAAAAGUUGCUGUACCUGUAGAUACUACUUGUAAUUGUACCAGUUACACAUGUGUGAGCCGUGUCCCGUUAGACUAUGGACCUGCAGUCUGCUGGUACAAACACUCUAAUGGUUCAAGCCUUUCCUUCAAGGUGAAUGAAACCUGGACAGAUGGAGUUUGUAAAUCCUGUGAAUGUGAGAAACGACUGGGAGGAAAUAUCGAGACAGUGUGUCACCGAGAGAGAUGUAAAGCCUGCCCUCUGGACACAACGUUAGACCACAGUGACCCUAACAGCUGUUGUGGUACAUGUAAAGAGACAGGGUGUAUGGUGGAUGGACAUGUUUACAGCGAUGGAGAGGCAAUACCAAACGCAAUGAAAUGCUAAACAAAGACUUGUUCAGCAAGUUCAUCUGGCUUCCUCAUAAAGGAAACACAAAUACAAUGUCAAACAGACAAUCUCCCAGCAUGCCAAGGGAAUACAACAGAGUAUGACCAAUCAGGUUGCUGUCCUACAUGUGUACUAACACCUACGAGUUCCAACCUUGUAGGUUCCAGCAAUAGCUGUUCAACCUGUCAACCAACUCUACAGUUUACAAACCCAGUAUUGACAAUAGGCUACUUCACUCUGACAGAAGGAACUGUGACAUGUAAAAAUGAGCAACCUGUAGCGGAUCUCAUGCAGUGCUCGGGUCAUUGUGAGUCCCAGGCCACUUAUACAAACGUUAUGAAGGGCUUCACAAAUAAGUGUAAUUGUUGCCAGCCCAUACGAACUGUGACAAGGAGUGCCGUUCUUACGUGUUCUGACAAAUCUACACGAACCAAAUCGUACACCGUUUCCGAGGUUUGCGGAUGUAGGGCCUGUACCAGUUGAACCUAAUUGGACGAUUACAAUUAAAUCUCAUUUGUCUCCCGUUAUGACCAGUAUUUAGUUUAAUGAACACAUUUUAUACAAAGACAUUUUUAUUGAAUAUAUUUUUUUAAACUUCUCAUCCUAGUUUGUAUAUAUAUUUUUAUGCUAUUUUGUUGUUGUUCAUCUUCAAUCUCAUGUUAUAUAAAUAAAUGCAACUG
Saccostrea cuccullata (small rock oyster) is the source of this 1118-nucleotide messenger RNA. RefSeq lists its product as uncharacterized. Bases 1 to 435 code for a protein of 144 amino acids. The transcript is spliced from 9 exons. NCBI's taxonomy places the organism in Eukaryota, Metazoa, Mollusca, Bivalvia, Ostreida, Ostreidae. Gene Ontology annotation, molecular function: protein binding. The record is from RefSeq and is a predicted model, not a curated record.